Messenger RNA from Haliotis rufescens (red abalone), 4840 nucleotides. RefSeq names its product tetratricopeptide repeat protein 13-like. NCBI's taxonomy places the organism in Eukaryota, Metazoa, Mollusca, Gastropoda, Lepetellida, Haliotidae. The transcript is spliced from 25 exons. The record is from RefSeq and is a predicted model, not a curated record. Gene Ontology annotation, molecular function: protein binding. The coding region runs from base 24 to 2594 and encodes 856 amino acids.
AGUCCACUUUAGUUUAUGGUGACAUGGCGCUGUUGUGGUUAACGGUGGUGGUUUUACAGUUAUGUUUUACACUGCAGGACAAUCAGUUCUGCGAAAUCGCCAAUGUCCAGAUUGAACAUGAAGAUGGAACCAGACAGGUCUUUGAAUUAAAACGAAUCGAGCCGAUUAAAGGCGCUCCUUGCCUCGUAUGUGGGAAUAAGGCAAGCAACAGAGAAUGGGAAACAACUCCGCUUACGUUCAACAUCGUGUUGACGCCCGGUGAAGUCGUCGCCGAGUGUGAGACAGGCAAACACAAUCUCCCAGCUGGGCUUUGUACCUCUCAGCAUAUGAACGAAGUUUGCAAUAAAGAUGAUCCGUCCUCAUGUCCAGAGGAUCCCCAGAUUUUAGCAAACAGUAUAGUUGAACAAGGUCUUGUUCCCAUGGCAACCGGAGAUUCUGAUAUUGACCAAAAGAUUGCGCUGGCAGUGGUCUUGGUUAAUUUGGGAUCACAUGACCUCGCCAUUCAAAAGUUUACAAAAAUACUUCAGGUCAAGCCAAGAACUGUUGCUGCAUUCUAUGGCCGAGGAGUGGCCUAUGCAAGGAAAGGCUUAAAUGUGCCGGAAAAUGCAGUAUUAGCUCUGUCUGACUUUACAGAAGCCAUUCAGACUGAUAAGAAGAGACAUGAAGCCUAUGAGAGGAGAGCAGAGGUGUAUAUCAGCCUCGGACAGUACAACGAAGCACUGGAGGAUCUCACAGUGGCCAUCAAACACAGGCCUACAGAAAAACUUUAUUUUAUGAGGGGAGUCAUUAACCUUUUACUAGAGAAUUUUGCGGAUGCUGAGACGGAUUUUAAACAGAAUCUGGAGUCUGAGGGGGACAUGUACAUAAUGUCCUACUUCAACCUGGGUCUGGCCCAGUACUACAGGGGUCGAGUCAGGAAUGCAAUAGAAGUAUUCAAAGAAAUUCUGAAGAAGAAACCCGAUCACAUAGAUGCAUGUACAAGUUUAGCACAGGCGUUCAAAGAAUUAGGUAACUUGAAAGCAGCAAGAAGUCGUUUUAACCAGUCUCUGUCGCUGGACCCCAACCACAGCCUAUCCCUGCAGCUACAGGGAAGCAUGAUGUACCACAGCGGAGACUCCCACGCUGCCCUCAACGACUUCAACAAAUGUUUAGAAAUCGACUCGGAAAACGUUCACUGCCAAUAUAUGCAAGGCCUGGCCUACUUAGCUAUGGGCAAGUUUUACGAAGGUGUCAAAGCGUCCACAAAAGUGAUGAUAAAAAGCGCAGGAUCUAUAAAAAUGUCACCAGAGUUCAUAAAAGCUCAUUACCUCAGGGAAUAUGGUCGAUAUUUACAUUCCAAGCUGGACGUGAACCUGGACCAACUUCAACCGGAGUACGAUCUGGGAGAUGAAUUCCAGGAUCACUGGGUUAAAACAUUGCCAUUUACAUUUACGAAACCAUAUCAAGAGCAGCCAGGGUUACAGCCUGACAUCAGAGACGUCACGCCCCAGACCCUGUCCAGCUACCCACCACAAGCACAGACCCUGCUGUGCCGGGCGGAGAAGAUCGGCUGGUCCAUGCAGGUCAACUCAGAUGGAUUUACACCCAAUAAAAGACUCAAUCUUGCCAUGGGGCUUGCCUCGAUACACAUAGCACAACAUUUUGAGAUGAAAUGGAAAAGUUAUAAAAAUACAAAAGGAAGUGGAGUCAAUGUCACAGAAAGGCCUUUAAGCUGGAGGGAGGUAUUUGGAAUAGCAGUGCAAUAUCGUCGCCUAGCCGACCCAGAACAGCCAGUAUUGUGGGUGUCAUCCCUCCCCGAUCACCUCACAACAGAAGGGCAUCGGACAGACAUCACAUUUAUAAGGGGAUCAGUAGCUAACCUAAAAGUAAUGCAGUAUUUUGACCUGGUGUUUAAACUGGCCAAGACAAUGCUAGAACACUAUACAGGGGAGGGUGCGGUGUCCUAUGCUAACCUGAAGGAAGACAUCAGGAAGGCGCAGUCAUGCGAGGACCUUCUUUCAGUCGCCAGGAAGAGAAAGAUCAACCCGCAUGGGUUUCUUGUGUCGACACAAGUUCCCAGUAUGACAAAGACCAAAGAGGAGGAUCGGUUAGACGGCGCCAUGCUGAUACUGACAGAGGACUUAAAUGGCAAGAUUGUGUUUGCUCUGAACGUAGCCAAUACCCAAGAGCGGAUGACGAUGUACUCGUCGGAGAUGGACUAUGUUUUUACACAAAUACAGGACGAGAUCAGGAAGACAGGCCUCAGCAAAAUAACUGACAUUGACCAGAUACUCAACCUGAUUGUCUCCCUGGUGUACUACUUUUACAACCUCAUGCCCCUCACCCGAGGCUCCAGUGUUGUGGCAUACACAGUAGCCCUCGGUCUGGUCAUGUCGGUGGGGAGACAGGUGACGGGGAAGAUACCUACAGGCAAGCUGCUGGAGCUGGAAGCCAUGCUAGCAGGUGCCCCGGAUGCUUUUGUAGCUGUCUCUAAACAGUGGAUGAAUAUCAAGAAAAACAACAGUCUUGUCUCAACACUCCCUAAAGUAUGGGAGGUUUUUCCAACAGUGCGCCAUGUUUUAGAAGCCCUGACAGUUAACACGAGCUCAUGUUAAUAUAUAGGAAUUUUAACUGUUUUAACUUUUAUAUGCAUUCCAGCAUCGAACACGCCCCUUGAUAUAUGCACAACAGUCCCUUGCAAAUAAUGAUCUCAUUGGGAACUCAAAGGUGCUGCAUUCUCAGUGAUGAAACAUGAACUUGUGGUUCAGGACCAAGGAACACCAGGUGGCAUGUCAUGGCUCUGUAUGGGCGAGGAUGAGGUGGUCUGGAACACCAGGUGGCAUGUCAUGGCUCUGUAUGGGCGAGGAUGGGGUGGUCUGUAUUGUGGGUGGUCUGUAUGGGCGAGGAUGGGGUGGUCUGUAUUGUGGGUGGUCUGUAUGGGCGAGGAUGGAGUGGUCUGUAUUGUGGGUGGUCUGUAUGGGCGAGGAUGAGGUGGUCUGGAACACCAGGUGUCAUGUCAUGGCUCUGUAUGGGCGAGGAUGAGGUGGUCUGGAACACCAGGUGUCAUGUCAUGGCUCUGUAUGGGCGAGGAUGGGGUGGUCUGUAUUGUGGGUGGUCUGUAUGGGCAAGGAUGGGGUGGUCUGUAUUGUGGGUGGUCUGUAUGGGCGAGGAUGGGGGUGGUCUGUAUUGUGGGUGGUCUGUAUGGGCGAGGAUGGGGUGGUCUGUAUUGUGGGUGGUCUGUAUGGGCGAGGAUGGGGUGGUCUGUAUUGUGGGUGGUCUGUAUGGGCGAGGAUGAGGUGGUCUGGAACAACAGGUGUCAUGUCAUGGCUCUGUAUGGGCGAGGAUGGGGUGGCCUGUAUUGUGGGUGGUCUGUAUGGGCGAGGAUGGGGUGGUCUGUAUUGUGGGUGGUCUGUAUGGGCGAGGAUGGGGUGGUCUGUAUUGUGGGUGGUCUGUAUGGGCGAGGAUGGGGUGGUCUGUAUUGUGGGUGGUCUGUAUGGGCGAGGAUGGGGUGGUCUGUAUUGUGGGUGGUCUGUAUGGGCGAGGAUGGGGUGGUCUGUAUUGUGGGUGGUCCGUAUGGGUGAGGAUGGGGUGGUCUGUAUUGUGGGUGGUCUGUAUAGGCGAGGAUGGGGUGGUCUGUAUUGUGGGUGGUCCGUAUGGGCGAGGAUGGGGUGGUCUGUAUUGUGGGUGGUCCGUAUGGGCGAGGAUGGGGUGGUCUGUAUUGUGGGUGGUCUGUAUGGGCGAGGAUGGGGUGGUCUGUAUUGUGGGUGGUCUGUAUGGGCGAGGAUGGGGUGGUCUGUAUUGUGGGCGGUCUGUAUGGGCGAGGAUGGGGUGGUCUGUAUUGUGGGUGGUCUGUAUGGGCGAGGAUGGGGUGGUCUGUAUUGUGGGUGGUCUGUAUGGGCGAGGAUGGGGUGGUCUGUAUUGUGGGUGGUCUGUAUGGGCGAGGAUGGGGUGGUCUGUAUUGUGGGUGGUCUGUAUUGUGGGUGGUCUGUAUUGUGGGUGGUCUGUAUGGGUAAGGAUGGGGGGGCCUGUAUUUGGGGGAUCCUAGGUCCCCUGCUAUGCCUAUCCUUUAUAUAUAGUGCUCUAUGCCGCUGUGUGCCUUAUUGUUAUAAACAUCAAGACCAAAUAAAAAACAUUUUAUAUGAUAAAUAUUCCAGCCCAGAUCAGCUUUUUUUCUUGUUUUACAGAAGAUCCAAACCUAUCUGUAUGCAAAUGCUAAAAGAUUGGUUGAAUGUAGUCUCAUUUCAAAAACCUUCAUGUUGCCAACUCUACUUGAAAAUUUCACAUUUAUUUUGUAAAAAACCAAAAUGAUUCUGUUAUCAUUUCUACAAUUUUCAAAAUAUGAAGAAUUAUGCUCUUGUUUCUUUGUCAUUUGUACCAAUCAUUCCAUUUUCUUUCAUUUUUCUAUUUGUCAAAGAAAAGAAAUAAGAUAAUUUGGCCUUAUUUCAUGGCAUUCCCCUGAGUCAGUGAGAAUGCAGUUCAGUUUCCCUCUGCUCUAAGUGUUAAGUCAGUGAGAAUGCAGUACAGUUUCCCUCUGCUCCAAGUGUUAAGUCAGUGAGAAUGCAGUACAGUUUCCCUCUGCUCCAAGUGUUAAGUCAGUGAGAAUGCAGUACAGUUUCCCUCUGCUCUAAGUGUUAAGUCAGUGAGAAUGCAGUACAGUUUCCCUCUGCUCUAAGUGUUAAGUCAGUGAGAAUGCAGUACAGUUUCCCUCUGCUCUAAGUGUUAAGUCAGUGAGAAUGCAGUACAGUUUCCCUCUGCUCCAAGUGUUAAGUCAGUGAGAAUGCAGUACAGUUUCCCUCUGCUCCAAGUGUUAAGUCAGUGAGAAUGCAGUACAGUUUCCCUCUGCUCCAAGUGUUAAGUCAGU